GUCCUAAAAUUACGAGCAUCUUUUAGGUUUAGUUUUAGCGUUGCCGGUAGACGUCAUGACGUUGUACGCAACCGCUCCCUGUCUUGGUGCCUGGGAAGCCCCUAGUACGGAGCCGACAACGCCCGGUGUUGAAACCCAAACAUAAAACACGAUCUUGAAUGAGUUGUGAAGACUUGAAAACUCAGCUAUGCAGACCAUCAAGUGUGUUGUCGUCGGUGAUGGUGCGGUGGGUAAAACCUGCCUGCUCAUCUCUUACACCACCAACAAGUUUCCCUCUGAAUAUGUUCCCACGGUCUUUGAUAACUAUGCUGUAACUGUAAUGAUCGGCGGUGAGCCCUAUACCCUCGGCUUGUUUGACACAGCAGGUCAGGAAGACUAUGACCGGUUACGUCCUCUGAGUUACCCACAGACAGAUGUCUUCCUGGUCUGUUUUUCCGUCGUGUCGCCGUCCUCCUUUGAAAACGUCAAAGAAAAGUGGGUCCCAGAGAUCACCCAUCACUGUCCAAAGACGCCCUUCCUUCUAGUUGGGACUCAGAUCGACCUGCGGGACGACCCCUCCACCAUAGAGAAGCUGGCCAAGAACAAGCAGAAGCCCAUCACCCCCGAGACGGCCGAGAAGCUGGCCAGAGACCUGAAGGCUGUGAAAUACGUGGAGUGCUCCGCCCUCACACAGCGGGGGCUGAAGAACGUCUUUGACGAGGCGAUCCUCGCCGCCCUCGAGCCGCCUGAGACUCAGAGACAAAGGAAAUGCUGUAUAUUUUGAUCUUUGUCUGCUGCAGUAUCACCCUGCCCCACCCCCCUCUUCUCUGGCAUUCAUUAACCCCUUCCUGUUUCAUUCCUUAAUCGAAAUUUAUUCAUUCAUGCCAUUCUCACUCAGUGAAUCCAUUUCUUGUUACGCUGAUCUUUGCUGGCUUGUCCUCUGAAAUCGCGCCUCAACUUUUCUCUGAGUUUGAGUCGCUUUGUUUUCCUGCUAGGAGAAGCUCGGCAUUUGUUUUGCCUUUUUUUUAAUUGUUCUUUUUUUAUUUGACCAGAAAUCUAAGUAAAGAGAAGUUUGAUUGUCGCCGUGGUUACAUGCAGCUCCUCUCUGCUCAUACAGGGGAACUCCACUCGUGUGGUAGAACCAAUUUUCAGCUGUGAAUCAAAUUCAUUCAUCUCCCUGAAUUUUUUGUAAAUAUGAGUUAAAAGAAAAUGUGAAAUUAGCUCUUAAAUAAACAAAACAUCCAAAAUGACAGCUAUAGAAGCAGCUGAAUCCAAGGUUCAUAUUCCACAUAUAAGAAAACAAUGCAGCAUGAAUGAGCAGGUCUGAGGAGACGAGCUUGCUAGUAAUCACUUUGUGAUUUUAAGAGGAAAUCAUUUUUGAUCCUGUUUUUGUAAAAGCAGAAUUUGAUCUCCAACAAAACCCCUUUUUGUUAUAGUUUUUACAGUUUAUGCUCACAAAAACAAACACAAAAAAUUGUUGAGGGGGUCUAAAUCAUCAACAUUGCUCCAUUUUUUAUAAAGUAAUUUAUAAAAAUAAGGCUAACUUAAAUUUAGUGUGAAAAAUGUUUAACGUCCUCAUAAAAAUUUAAAAUAAAACAUCUGCAAACCUGCAGUUGGUUUGUAUCAGAUUACAGCUCAGCAGUCAUCGAUGUGUUUUAGGGUCCGGGCUUCCAUGCACGUCCAGAGUAGGGACAGGUACCGAAGCUCUCUGCAAACUUGGUAUUGUUACAUGUGCUUAUUUUCGCUGAGAGGUACCAUCUGGUUUAGAAUGGCCCAGACCAUUGAGGUGAGCGUUUCCUCUCAAAGGAUGCGGGGUGUAGACCGGCUGCCUAGCUUUGCAUCAUAGUAGUGCAACUACUGAAAAACCAAAACUAACAGCAGCAGUGGAGGUCAUCCAGCUGCUCAGUUUUUUUUCCCACUUGGUUUUUGGUAGUUUGUAUAAACAAAGCAUUUAAUGUUGUUUGAGAGAAGAUUGCAGACAGUGAGGAGGAAUACAGACGUUUUCUUCUGUCAUAAUGACCUGCCAUUCAACGGGGUUCAACAGUAGCUCCGCCCUAACUGGUCUGUUCAACUUUUCUAUGGAACUACAACCAAUGGGGCCCCAAAAAUGGUACGGGUUCACCUGCCUCAAUUUUAGCCAAUCAUUCUACAUUUCCAGUGAUUGUGGGCCGGUUCAUUUAAGAAUGGUGAGGGUGACCAGGGCUCUGUCAAAAUGCCAACAGCGAAGUGAGCAAAAGUUUGUCAGAACUUCACGGCAAAAGAUUCUAAUUCAUCAACUUGGUGGAUCAGAGUGACGUGUUUAGUGUUCCUAAAGUAGACUGAUGUCGCGGUGAUGAGGGAAAUCUGAGAAAACGGGGAUGCAGCGCUGCAGCGCAGAAUGAACGAAAGCAUCAUUUAGGUGCUCUCCUCCGUCACACUUGAACAUCUUUGGAAAAAUGGGUGUUUCCGUAUUUUUGAAGUACCAAAACCAUUUCAAAGUUACUGGUUCAGCACCGGCACAGAAUAAAAUCCAAACAGUACCCAUCCCUUCUCCAGAGGUUACACACAGACUUCAUAAUUGUCACUUUAUCACUGUGUGAGUUACUGUUGUGAAAAAAAGAAUUUGAUCACAUUCUAGUUUUCAUGACUUCAUCAAUGUGGAGAUGUUGGUUUAGCAGGAACCUGUAAUGUCUUAGUUAAACUCUAGAUGGAGCCCUUCAUUAGUCUUAGAUCAUGUCCAGUUUUUCAUGGAUUUGUGUAUCAAACAGCUGGCACUUUAAAAUUACACCUGUUUCUCUAGACUGUUUUUAAUAAAACUUUAGUUUUAAUAAUGAGAUUAAAUGGAUUCAGAGUUCUGAUGGAGGGAACUUCAUUUCAGAAAUCCCAUAAUAAUAGUAACACAAUAAUAACAUUUAUUUAAAGAGUCACUCCAAAGUCUAAUAUUUCAAAUCUAUUGAAAAUGAGCUUUUAUUCAGACUUCCUCUGUGUGACAGUGGAGCCUGAGCUGUGUGUGUGUGUUUGUGUAGAUAAUAAUCAUAUUGUGUUCAAAUGAUUGUUAAUAAAUUUCAAAUGAAUCGGCUCUCCUGUCCGCCUCUCUUCUUUCUUCGGUUGCCUGUGUGUGUGUCGCUUCAGGUCAUGUGACAGUCCAGUGGCUCCUCCUACAACCCCUACGUGUUGUUUGUGUGCUUGUGUUGUGUUGCUGCAUCAGGGCUCGAUUUUUCCUCCACUUUCUUGUUUAAUCUGAUUUCAGCUGCACUUUUGACUGAUGGGUUUUUGUUUGAAUGCUUUAAUUAGGAAAACCUUCUUAUUUUUUAUUUUUAUUUUGUCACUUUGAUUGAAGU
Oryzias melastigma (Indian medaka) is the source of this 3299-nucleotide messenger RNA. It is a transcript of the gene cdc42, whose product is annotated as cell division cycle 42. The coding region runs from base 188 to 763 and encodes 191 amino acids. The transcript is spliced from 6 exons. Gene Ontology annotation, cellular component: dendritic spine. Gene Ontology annotation, biological process: modification of synaptic structure; small GTPase-mediated signal transduction. Gene Ontology annotation, molecular function: GTPase activity; GTP binding. The record is from RefSeq and is a predicted model, not a curated record. NCBI's taxonomy places the organism in Eukaryota, Metazoa, Chordata, Actinopteri, Beloniformes, Adrianichthyidae.